Myxocyprinus asiaticus (Chinese sucker) is the source of this 7524-nucleotide messenger RNA. RefSeq names its product myomesin-2-like. NCBI's taxonomy places the organism in Eukaryota, Metazoa, Chordata, Actinopteri, Cypriniformes, Catostomidae. The record is from RefSeq and is a predicted model, not a curated record. The coding region runs from base 95 to 4354 and encodes 1419 amino acids. Gene Ontology annotation, molecular function: protein binding. The transcript is spliced from 36 exons.
UUUUCAUCAGCUGGUUUCUCCUAGGCGGGUAGAGGCUCAUCUACCUCUGCGUUGCGCUCUUGAAUUCUCCAGGGGUCCUUUGAGGUUGCCAAAUAUGGCUGCAGUCGUUACCAGACACAAGCAUUUCAGUCAAGACUACCGCAGUACUGAGUCUAAAUAUGUUGUUCGGGAAUACACAAGCUCUGCAGCUGAAGAGAUUCAAUAUCAAUACCAGACAGAGAAAAGAAUCAAGGGAGUGGUGGAGAAGAAGAUGCCUGAGAAAUAUGUCCGCGAGGAGUCGAUGAUCAGGGGCCCAAAGUUCGUGGUGCGACUGAGGUCCCACACAGUGUUUGAGAACACUCCCAUUAAACUGUUCUGCUCUGUGGAGGGAUACCCCACCCCACACGUCAAAUGGUUCAAGGAUGACGUCAUCUUGGACACUUCCUCUGGAAAGUGCUUUGUGGAGAGCAACGCUGGACUUCAUGCCCUCACUAUCCUCAAGUGUGGAACUGAUGACACUGCGAUGUACACGGCUGUUGCCUCAAACUUGCACGGACAGGCAUCCUGCCAGGCCUCCAUCAUUGUGAAGAGGUGCAAAGAGGAAGAAAAGACCUCUCCUUAUUCCUGGAUGCCUUAUCAGUAUGCGAUUUUACCUGAAAUCAAGUAUACAAAGAUUAACAUCACCUUCCUUGAGACGUUUGAUGUGACCUUUGGAAAAGAAGGUGAUAAGGUCACUUUGACAUGUAAGAUGACCAUCAGCCCCAACUUGGCCAACCUGCAGCCUGAGGCUUUGUGGUACAGAGAUGAGCACCUCCUGAAAGUGUCCAAGUGGGUGAAAAUGGAGUCAGGGGGAGGUGUCGCUCAGCUCACACUCACUCAACUUGCUAAAGAUGAUGAGGGUCUUUACACCCUCCGCAUGGUGACCAAGGGAGGGGACGCUGUCCACAGUGCUUACAUCUACGUUGAAGAUGGUCCACCUCCAGUUCCUCAAGCUCCAGGAGCCCCGAUGGACAUCAAGAUCCAUGAUGCUAACAGAGAUUAUGUCAUUGUGUCCUGGAAACCUCCUAACACGACCACUGAAGGCCCCAUCAGUGGAUACUUUGUUGACAGAUGUGAAGUAGGAACAGAGAACUGGGUGCAGUGUAAUGACUCCCCUGUGAAGAUCUGCAAAUACCCUGUGCAGGGGCUCUUUGAAGGACACUCAUAUUACUUCCGUGUGCGUGCUGUCAACUCGCGUGGCAUCAGCAGACCCUCCCGAAUAUCCGAGCCCAUUGCUGCUCUGGACCCUACAGAGUUUGAGAGACUUCAUGCCACAAAACUUGGUGGAAGACUCAACGUUGUGACUUACUAUGAUGAUCUUGAAGCCGAGGGAAAAGCUCCGGGACCUCCCUCUAAAGUCUGCGCUUCAGAGACGGACCGAACAUAUGUUGUGCUCAGUUGGGUUGCUCCAGUCUACCAUGGCAAAGCCCCCAUGUGGUAUUACAUUGAGAAGCUUCAGGUUGGAAGUGGAUCCUGGCAGAGAGUGAACACUAAAGUUCCCAUCAGAUCUCCUCGCUAUGCUGUCUUUGACCUAUCUGAGGGAAAAGAGUAUCAGUUCCGUGUGCUGUCUGCUAAUAUAUACGGCACCAGCGAUCCAUCAGAACCCACCAAAUCUAUAACAACACUGCAACUCAAGGGUGUGCCGUCAGCUCCUGGACAAGUCGUUGCGACGAGGGAGACCGACACCUCUGUUCUCAUCCAGUGGGCGCCUCCAAAGGAUCCCAAUAACCUGAUUGGAUAUUACAUUGAUUCUUGUGUGAAAGGCUCUAAAGACUGGACUUCAGCCAAUCACAAGCCCCAUAAGAAGACCAAAUUUGUUGUGCACGGUCUGACCACUGGCGAGACGUAUGUAUUCAGAGUGCAAGCCAUCAAUGAGCUGGGCCUCAGUGACGAAUCGCAGGAAUCCGCCCCUCUCACUGUGAGAGCUGCUCUUAAAUUGCCCUCAGCUCCUUAUGACAUCUCUCUUCUGUAUUGUGAUGGGGAAUCCAUGGUGCUCAACUGGAAGCAGCCCAUCCAUUCUGGAGGAGCAGAGGUCACUGAUUAUUACAUUGACAAAUGCAAUGUUGCCAGGCAGGUGUGGAGAGAGGUCAACAUCCCACCCAUCAAGGAAAGAUUGCACAAGGUUGGGGGUCUGACUGCUGGGUCAGUGUAUCAGUUUAGGGUUUAUGGAGCUAGUUUGGUUGGAUUGGGUAAUGCCUCUACCCCUAGUGCUCCCUUCACAUGUGAAGCAUGGACCAUGCCUGAGCCAGGUCCAGCCUAUGACCUGACGUUCACUGAGAUAAGAGAUGAUUCUUUGGUGGUGGAAUGGAAGGCUCCAGUCUACAGCGGGGCCAGUGCCAUCACAGGAUACUUUGUUGAGAUGUCCAAGAAAGACUCUGAUACUUGGAGCAAAGUAAAUGAAGCUCCAGUCAAUCACUGCUAUCUCAAGGUCAAAUGUCUAGAGACGGGUGCAUCUUAUGUGUUCCGUGUGCGGGCAGAGAACGGCAAGGGUGCUGGCAUGGCUUCAGCACCCUCUGACCCUGUGGUUGCCAAGGCAGUGCCAGGUGCACAGGAAAUCAAGUGUGGCGUCAAUGAGGAAUCAGGCGACAUUUAUCUCUCUUUCGAGAGCUGCCAAAUCACAGAGAAAUCACAGUUUAUGUGGAAGAAGUCCUACCAAGAAAUAACUGACUUUUCCAAGGGAAUUGCCGUGAAGACUUCAGGCAGCCACUCAACUUUGCUUUUUAAAAACCCUGACAAAGAAGAUGUGGGUACAUUCUCUGUGUCUGUUACUCAUACUGAUGGUGUCUCUGCCAGCUACAAGAUCUCAGCAGAAGAGUUGGAGAAAAUGUUGGCCCUCAGCUAUGACAUACGCAACCCAAUUAUUCCUCUGAAGACCGAACUGGCCUAUAAGAUUCUCGAGCGAGGCCGUAUGCGCUUCUGGCUGCAAGCUGAAGGCAUCUCCUCUGCUGUGACGUACAAAUUCUUUGCCAAUAACAAGGAGCUUGUCAACUGUGAGCAAACUAAAAUGAGUCACGAUGCAGCUACUGGCAUUAUUGAGAUGGUAAUGGACCAUUUCACAGAGGACAGCGAGGGCACUUUCACCGUGCAGAUUCAAGAUGGCAGAGGCAAGGCCCAGUCCUCUCUGGUGUUGAUCGGAGACGCCUUCAAGGCAGCACUGGCCGAGGCGGAAUACCAAAGGAGGGAGUACAUUCGCGUGAAAGAGGGGCCUCAUUUCAUGGAGUUUCUGUCCGUCAGUGUUGCGGAUAAUGCCUCUGUCACUCUUGUCUGCAAGGUGGCUAAUUUGAAGAAGGAGUCUGUGUUCCAGUGGUACAAGAACGAUGUGGAGGUGAUCCCUGAUGUGCCUGCUGACUUGAGCUCAGGAGUCUGCAAGUUCCCCAUCACUCAGUUCUCCAAGAAGGAUGUGGGACUAUAUAAAGCAACCAUCACAGAUGACAGAGGCCAGGAUGUGUCACAAAUUGAUAUUUCUGGGAAAGCUUUUGAUGACAUCAUUAAUGAGCUGUCUCAUAUCUCUGGAUCCAGUGCCGCUGAGCUGUCUAUUCAGAGCACUGCAGAGGGCAUUAUGCUUCAGUGCCAUAUGAAAUAUUACACAGAGGAGAUGAACAUCCAGUGGAAACAGAAGGAAUCUAAAAUCACCACAUCAGACAGGAUGCGAAUUGGUGGGAAUCCAGCGAUGGCCACUUUGGAGAUAGUUGAGCCUACUGAUAAGGAUAAAGGGAUGUACACCAUUGAGAUUGUGGAUCCUGAGAAGACACACGCUCGUACCCUUGACCUCUCUGGACAAGUCUACGAGAAUGCCUAUGCAGAAUUCCAGAGACUCAAAGUUGAAGCAUAUGCUGAAAAGAAUCGUGGGAAAGUUGUUGGUGGUCUUCCUGACGUUGUAACAAUCAUGGAAAAGAAGACCCUGAGCUUGACCUGCACAGUCUGCGGUGACCCUAAACCUCUGGUUAGCUGGUCAAAGAACGACCAUGAUGUCGAGCCCAGCGAUCAGUACGUCAUCGCCUUAGACUCUGGCAAGUUCGCCAGCCUCACCAUCAAAGGCGUGUCUCUCGAAGACUCCGGCAAGUACACCAUGACCGUGCAGAACAAGUACGGUGGCGAGUCAGUGGACAUCGUUGUCAGUGUGUACAAACACGGCGACAAGAUUCCAGAAGUAAAACCCUCCGUCUCGCCCAUAAGAAUCGUGCCUCCCACGGGUCCGAUUGCAAUUCCCACUUCCAUGGCUGCCAGCCCCACCCCUGCUUCUGCUUCCACCAAGUCUCCAGCCCCAGCCCAGAAUGGCAAAUCACCCACCCCACCCCGCGGCAUGAAAUCCCCCACCCCUACCAGGAAGAAGUAACGCCCUUGUGCUUUCCUCCCAAUCGCCCUGACAGCAUAGAAAUGACUAGAUUUGCAUCCCCUAAAGGAAACAGCAAUGCUUGCAAGGCAGCAAAAGAAUAGUGUCAAAGUUUUAGGUAAGUUUAGGUAAGUAAGGUUUUCGGUUUUGGUUCUGUGUAAAUGAAAUGCCACAUCAGAGCAGCCUUAUUGCGGUAAUGACACUCGGUAUAGGUCUUGUUUAUAGUGACUGCAGGAAUCUGCACAUAGUUGCUGUUCUGUUAUAAAUGGUAAAAAGGUAAUUCUACGUUAAAAUACUUUCUUUAAUUGCAGCAGAGUAAGAGAGACACCUAUACAGUCAAUAAGUCAUCUGAAGGCUGAUAUCCCCGAAAAGUGUAAACAUUUUGGCUCUAUCAAAUGGCUCUGUUUGAGCACCCUGACCAGCCUGAUAUUGCAACAAUGGCUGAACCAAUGUCAUGAGUUUGAGGCAAAACUAUCUGUUCAUCCAAUGAAAGAAGGGGGUAGUACUCGGAAAACCUGGUUUGAGAACUAUCAUUAUGAAGUGGCAACUGAAUUACACACUUCAGCUUUAAAUAUUUGAAAGGAAGACAAGACCAGUCACCAUUCAGAAUGCAAAUAGAUUCAAGAACGAAGAUCAGUCACAUUCAGUGUUAUGAUGACAUCAUCGCUGUCAGAAAUAGAGAAUAAAAGUCUGGUUUCAGAAGUGAAAUUCUCCAUAGGGGAACAGAUUUUUAACAAUUACUUAUAAACAUUUAAAGACAGACAUACUGUGAGAUCUGAGGUUGUUAAUCAAUGGUAUAUGCUUCUGUUGACACAAUUAGUCCAUGUUAUUUCAAAAUGUGUUUAAAAAAAAAAAUAAUGUUUUAAUAGUAAAAUUCCUAGUGAAGAACUAUACUAACCUUGAUCCUGAAGAGAAAGCACCACUAAUUAGAGAAUCACUGCCAACAAAGUGCACCAAAAGAGCUCUGCAGUGACCAUUGACUCCCAUUACGCACUGUGAAUGACUCAAUUGAAUCGGUCUCCCUAAACGCUCAAACUACUUGUGUAUAGUAUAUAUCUGUAUACUUUGCAAUAAAUGUUAAAUAUAUUGAUUCUAUACUUAUGAUAAAAAACUUUAAAUCAAUAGUUUUAUAGUGAGUAGUUUAGUAUAGUACUAUAGUAAUAGUUUAGGUGAGUCUAUCGUUUUUAUUUCGACUAGGUCAUUCGCACUGCUUCAUGGGAUUGUAGGUCAUCCCCUCAUUAAAGACUUUUAGCACACAGUCAACUUUGUUUUUUUGUCCGAUUUUCAAAUAUUUUUGCUUCAAAUCAUAGUGUGUAAUGUGAUUCAUCUUGGAGCUGGUUGGUUUGGUUCAUGGCUUAAGGCGAGGUCACAUUUACCUUCGCACGGCAAAAUUCUGCGGGCGAAAUACAGUCAUCUCAAUGGUAAUCCGUAAAAAGCAGCACCCACAGAGAGGUCAAUGCCAAACCAAACAACUUCCUAUUGGUCAACAUGGCAAAAUCGUCAGUCAAAGUUCAUCAAACUUGAUCUGCACCCGAAAUCAGCAAGGGGAAAUUCUUCACCACCAGAAGUCCAUUGCACAAAAUACACGAUUGCACGGAUUCUCAUUAAGAUUACGGUAAAUUUGACCGCACCAUUACAACUCUUUUAUGAAAUCCCCAUGGAAAAAAUUAAUGGGAAAAAAACUUCUAGAGCCACAACAGCUGAAAAUGUAGGCAGGCACUGUUGUGCUCUUUUGGCUGCAGAAGUUUAAAAGUUAGGGUUAGAGGUUUAGAAAAAACCCUAACCAUAAUGUUUGAGGAAUAUCAAUAUAGUGCUGCCUUGCAAGCAUUGUUAUUAAACUGUAGUGUGAGUCAGGUAAUAAUGGAAAUAAUUGAAAAGUAGAUAGCAUUUUUCACCAAAGAUGCAUCUUCAUGUCAAAAUGAGCAACUGUCUAGUACGAAAGAGAGUGGGAAGUAUGUGUUAGGGUGGGUGGGGCAAGUUAUAUUAAGUGCUACGAGAAAAUGUGUGAAACAGUUUGUCAUCUGGGUUGCCUAGGUUGAGUGGGCCUCUAAUGAAUUUGUCUCUCUCUCCCCGGAGGUGCAUGGAGAAAAAGCUUUGAUAUUAGUUUAGUACAUAUCUGUUUUAAAGGCAUAGUUCACCUAAAAAAAAUUAUCUUAUAGGGAGGGACACUGUCCUGCAGACUUUAGCGCCAACCCUAAUCAAACAAACCUGAGCAAACUAAUCAAGGUCUCCAGGAUUACUUGAAAAAAUUAAGGGCAAGUGUGUUUGAUUAGAUUGGAGCUAAUCUCUGCAGGACAGUGGCCCUCCAGGAGCAGGGUUCCCCACCCCUGCCCUAACACCUAAACUUAACCAAUAGUGUCCAAAAAGUAAAUGCGACAUGAAAAGCACAUUUAAUGUAGCAACCACGUAAUUUUAUAUCGCUUCUAUUACACUUUCGGAUCACGUGUCAAUUUAUGUGCUUCGCUGGGCUCAAGCUACAGUCUUUUGAGUCCAAAGUCCAACACUCUAUCAGGUGAGCUACCGUGCAAGCUAAUCAUACUGGAAUAAGUGUGUAAAUGUAGGUGAGUCUGUAAUACAAGCGUUAAAAUGUAUUGUUUUUUCAAGUGAUGCUUUAGAGUAAAGUGUUUCAAUAUCAUUGAAUAGAGUGCCAGUAAUAGAGUGAAAAAUAAGUGUUUUUAAAGUCAUAAUCAGCUGUUGUACUCGUGAUUUCUGUGUAAGUAAAUAAAAUGCACAGUUGUUGUAGCUCCUCUAACGUGCUAAUUUCACCAGGAGACUGCAACGAAACGUUGAAUGCGGCACGUAAAAGUCAGUUUGCAAAAAUGUAGUUAUAGUAACUUUCAUUCUGUGAGACUAGGUUGACACUAUCGUAUGGCUUCAGAACACUUGGAAUAUAUUACUCAAGUCACAAGGACUACUUUUACAGUUUUUUUUAUGGUGUUAUAAUGACAAAACUUUCUUUAUUUGGGUGAACUAUCCCUUCAAGAGCUGCUCUUUCAAUUAGCUAGUGGAACUGAAAGCUUUUGUUUUCUGGGUGGAUGGAUGGUCUGAGAGAGCAGGACCUCCACUUAACCCCCAGCGGCGGCCACACGAGCCCAUCAGCACACUAGAUAAAUAUCCUCUCAACCUCUACUCUUUUUCCCCUGGUUUUGUGUUAAUAAAAGAGGUAGAAAUCA